UUAUGAGCAAGUUUGUGAGAUAUAUAGCAGAAGUGGAUUUUUUUGGAGUUCCAAUAAAUCUUUUAACUAAGGGUAAAGAAGAUAAAUUCUAAAGCAUCCUUGGUGGAUUAAUUGCUGUUAUUAUUGGAAGCACAAGUUUUAUGUAUUUUUUAUAUGUUAUUGUCCUUUGGACCGGUAAUUAAAUACCGUCAACUACAAUUUCAAAACAAUUAACUUUAGGCUAUGCUGAAUUUGAAUUGCCGACGGCUUCCAUUUAAUUAACUUUAUAAGAUUUCUCAUCUGAUAUAGAUCCAUUUAGAAAAGAAAAUAAUAUCAUUACUCCAUUAGUUUUUAUUAUAGAAAACACAACAAUUCUAUAAGAUCCAGUACCAGUAUAUAGCAGUGAAGAUAGUAAAUAUAAAAUUGAAGCAUAAAAUGGAACUUUAAUUCUCAACGACGGCUCUGAGUAAAAUGAGUCUUUUAAAAACAAUACAUAAUUCUUCCUUGUUUUGGCAAGAUGUUCAUCUAAUUUUCAUAAUGACGGAAGUUAUUGUGCUGAUGAAAGCAUAAUUGACAACUAUUUAUAGAAGUUUCAUGGGUUGUUUAUUUUAACAGUUAAACUAAACUAACUGGAUUAAUUGACAAGAAAUUUAGAAGUUUUCGAAAAAUCUUAUUAUACAGCAAUGGAUUCUAAGAAGCCUUUAUAUUCUUAAAUUAUGUUAAAGCAUUAAGAAACUGUGAUAGAUGAUGGUGUCCUCUUUAACAACAAUAAACAUUAUGUUUUUUUAAAUAAUUUUGAAUUGACAAAUUAAGAAAUUGACAAUUCCUUUCCAUCCAAACUUGUAAAUUCCAUAUCUAAGGUUUAAUAUAAUUUUACAAGUGUGGGAUGCUAUUUAUUUAGAAUUGAUAAUAUCUAAAUACAAGAAAAAGUAAGUCUGCCAAAAUUAGGGUAAGUACUUGCUGAAAUUGGCUCUAUUGUACAAUUAUUAUUUUUAAUUAGGUAUGGUGUAUUUUAUUAUAAUAACUACCUACUAGAAAAUGAAUUGCAUCAUGAUAUAAUAACUAUGUAUUAUCCUCAAUUUAAGGACUCCAAGCUUAAUAUUCUUAAUCUAUUUAAGAACAAUGAAAAAUAAAUAAAUAAUUUUCAAUCUAUUGAUAAUCUUGAUGAAAAAUAUCAGAAUUUACUUAAAAAAGCUAAGGAAAAAUGUCGACUUGAUAACAUAUUAUAUGAAAUAUCUAGGAUUCAAUUUUUCCUAUAGUAAUAAUUUGGAGAUUAAGCUUUAUACCAAAGCCAUCAAUUAGGAGGAAAAUUGAUAACUCAUUAAUUAGAUUUAGUAAGUAUUAAGGAGACAAAUAGAUUAAGUGUAAAGCCUGCAGAAAGUAUGGAAGUAGAAUAAGAACCAAUGGAAUUGUUAUUAAAACAGUAUUGA
Molecule: messenger RNA, 1409 nt
Organism: Paramecium octaurelia
Lineage: Eukaryota; Ciliophora; Oligohymenophorea; Peniculida; Parameciidae
Source: the annotation of a GenBank genome assembly